Pisolithus orientalis is the source of this 1693-nucleotide messenger RNA. RefSeq lists its product as uncharacterized. The transcript has 8 exons. The record is from RefSeq and is a predicted model, not a curated record. NCBI's taxonomy places the organism in Eukaryota, Fungi, Basidiomycota, Agaricomycetes, Boletales, Pisolithaceae. Bases 391 to 1665 code for a protein of 424 amino acids.
CCUUGGUCGGAUAUAAUUCUGAAAAGCACCCAAAUGACCACUCCGAAAGGGUCCGCCUUCCGCUCGCGCGUGGGGACGGUCAUGCGUCGCUCGGAGUUCAGUAUACCUGAUCUCGCUGGUCCUGCGACACCCCCCGGACGCAUGUCACGCAAGCCGUCUUUGUCGUCCCUCGGUCGGCCCGGGUCUUCUGCGUCGAGUCAUGGGUCACUCCACCCUCACGGACGGGAUGACGCGAAGAGCAUUUACACGUUCAGCAGUAGUUCGAGCGGGAAACCAGACGAUCCCAAACCGGCAGUGCAACCACAACCAGAGACAGUGAUCCCAGCACAAGCCGUUACAGCUGUAUCUCCCACUGAAAUCAUCCAUGGAGCCGAGUGAGUGGUCAAGUAUAUGUUUAUCACCACUUUUCCGGGGUCCUCCGCGGCCGACCCACCAGUCGUCGCACAACCCACACCUCAAUUGGCACAACCAGCACGAUUUGACGUCAACAAUUCGGCUCGAAGUAACUACGAUUAUGGUUCCGUGAAACAAUUUUACUCAAAUGGCGGGUGGUACAAAUAUGUGCUGCCACAUGGGAUACAGUAUUUCGGAAACCCCGAAAAACGCGCUACAACAGAUUUGGAUCUGAGGAGUCAUGCAAGGUUUGAGGAAGUAGAGAGGGUCAUGGAAAAUGCGAUGAAAAACGUGGCUGAGCGACAAGUCCCAGGGGGGUGUGAGAUGUGGAUUCGUCACAAGGAGUCUGGAUGGAGUAAGAAGAAAGGUGUAUCCAUGGGAGACUUGGUGGUAUUGUGGGUAGAUCAUAGAUAUAGGCGGAUUCUGAAUGACGUGCCCACUGAUGAUGGGACAGUGUCUGGAGAGGACGAUCGUGUAUUAAUAGGCGACGAAUAUGGGUACUGGUCCUAUGUCGAGAUGCAUCCCGCCCACGUCGUUCUCUCGCAACGAUCCAGGCAGGAGGCUGCAGAUGCGUUGCAAUGGUCCUAUGUGGAUCGACUGCUUGUCCAUCCCCAACCGAUCCAACCACCUUUUAGUCAGGAGGAGUGUCAGGAACUCUCGAAACUGCUCAAUGAUCCGAGUCAACAAUCCACUCUCUUAUACACCCGUAUAGUCGUGCGCAUCCUUUUACGUGCUGCCCACUGGCGUCAAGUCAACUUCGGACCACACAAACCGCUCUCGCGAGAUAUGCAGGCCCCGAUGCUGCGCACCGCGAUCGAGGUACUAAUCGGCAUACUGUGCCUGGGCAUCCCGUUCUUGUUCGUGGAUAGAGCAAGAUAUAGUGGACAUUUCGAUGUGGAGAGGAAUUCCAGCGCGCAGAGUAGUGUGCCGUUGUUUGUUGUCGGUACUUGUUCCUGUUUCGUGUCUGCGCAAAUCAUCCUGAGUGCCUCCAUCACGCUUAUCUCGAUCCCGGGGCUGGAUAGUAUCGCACGCAUCGGAAGUCUGGUUGCUAUUUUAUGCUCCGUUCUAAGUAUGGUCACAUCUCUCCUGUCUAUCUUUCGGUACAGAGUAGAGAUGGCGGAGGGUUCUGCGACCCUUCACCAUACCGGUGCUGCUGCCCGUGAAGGAUUCGUGUUUCUUCCGCGCCGAAGCAUUAAGCACUCCCUUCCACUAGUUUUUCUCGCGUAUUCUGUAGUAGGGCUCAUCGCCGGUGUCGUCGUCUACUUUUCUUGAACCGCAACUAUCAACUUCGUGCAUGCUG